Stegastes partitus (bicolor damselfish) is the source of this 2246-nucleotide messenger RNA. Its product is annotated as NACHT, LRR and PYD domains-containing protein 12-like. The record is from RefSeq and is a predicted model, not a curated record. The transcript has 6 exons. Gene Ontology annotation, molecular function: protein binding. Bases 79 to 1860 code for a protein of 593 amino acids. Lineage: Eukaryota; Metazoa; Chordata; Actinopteri; Pomacentridae.
GGAAAACUGGCUUUUGAGGAGCUGCAGAAAGGAAACCUGAUCUUCUACGAGUCCGACCUGACAGAGUGUGGCAUCGAUAUGAGAGCAGCCUCAGUGUACUCAGGAGUGUUCACACAGAUCUUUAGAGAGGAGAGAGGGCUGUACCAGGACACGGUGUUCUGCUUCGUCCAUCUGAGCGUUCAGGAGUUUCUGGCUGCUCUUCAUGUCCAUCAGACCUUCAUCAACUCUGGAAUCAACCUGCUGGAAAAAGAACAACAAACGUCUCUGUUGCCUAAAGUGUUUAGAAAGAAAGUUGAUCCAACAACAGGUUUCUACCAGAGAGCUGUGGGCGAGGCCAUACAGAGUCCAAACGGACAUCUGGACUUGUUCCUGCGCUUCCUCCUGGGUCUGUCACUGCCCACCAAUCAGGAGAAGCUAGGAGCCCUGUUGAGACAGACAGGCAACAGGUCACAGACCAAUCAGAAAACAGUGGAGUACAUCAAGAAGAAGAUCAGGAAGAACGUGUCUGCAGAGAGAAGCAUCAAUCUGUUCCACUGUCUGAAUGAACUGAAGGAUGUUUCUCUAGUGGAGGAGAUCCAACAGUCCCUGAGAUCAGGACGUCUGUCCACAGAUGAACUGUCUCCUGCUCAGUGGUCGGCUCUGGGCUUCAUCUUACUGUCAUCAGGAGAAGAUCUGGACGUGUUUGACCUGAAGAAAUACUCUGCUUCAGAGGAGGCUCUUCUGAGGCUGCUGCCAGUGGUCAAAGCCUCCAACAAAGCUGACCUGAGCAGCUGUAACCUGUCAGAGAGAAGCUGUGAAGCUCUGUCCUCAGUCCUUAGCUCUCCAUCCUCCAGUCUGAAACAUCUGGACCUCAGUAUCAACAACCUACCGGAUUCAGGAGUGAAGCUUCUUUCUGCUGGACUCAAGAGUCCAAACUGUAAACUGGAGACUCUCAGACUGAGCAGCUGUAACCUGUCAGAGAGAAGCUGUGAAGCUCUGUCCUCAGUCCUUAGCUCUCCAUCCUCCAGUCUGAAACAUCUGUACCUCAGUAACAACAACCUACAGAAUUCAGGAGUGAAGCUUCUUUCUGCUGGACUCAAGAGUCCAAACUGUAAACUGGAGACUCUCAGUCUGUCAGGUUGUCAGGUCUCAGAGGAAGGAUGUUCUUCUCUGGUCUUCGCUCUGUCAUUAAACCGCAGCCAUCUGAGGAACCUGGACCUGAGCAACAACGAUCCAGGGGAUGCAGGAGAGGAGCUGCUGCUGACUCUACAGCAAUAUCCAGACUGCAGACUGGAAACUCUCAGGGUGGAUCAUAGAGGAGCUCACAGACUGAAACCUGCUCUGAACAAGUAUUCCUGUCAACUCACAGUCGACGUGAACACAAUCAACAGCCAACUCAAACUGUCUGACAACAACAGGAUGGUGACCUGUGUAAAUCAGGACCAGUCAUAUCCUGAUCAUCCACACAGGUUUGAUGACUGGCCUCAGCUGCUGUGUACAACUGGUCUGACUCGUCGCUGUUGCUGGCAGGUACAGUGGAAAGGAGAGGUUCUUAUAUCAGUGAGUUACAGAGGAAUCAACAGGAAAGGAAAGAGGUUUGACUGUCUGUUUGGAUUUAAUGGUCAGUCCUGGAGUCUGUUCUGCUCUGAUGCUAAAGGUUACACUGCCAAACACAAUAAUAGAGAUAUACCCAUCAGUUCCUCCCUAGUCUCUCACAGAGUAGCAGUUUAUGUGGACGUUCCUGCAGGAACUCUGUCCUUCUACAGAGUCUCCUCUGGUUCUCUGAUGCACCUCUACACCUACACCACCACCUUCACUAAACCUCUGUAUCCUGGGUUUGCAAUCUCCUCAGGCUCCUCAGUGUCUUUGUGUGAGCUGUAGGUCUGAGAGAAGCAGAUCUGUCUCAUGCUUCAACACCAAACUUUCAUUUGUCUGAUUCCAUCACGCAAAAUUUCACCAAAUUUUACAAAAAAUCGGUAAAACAUAAUGAAUGAGUGCCCGUUUCCAUCCAAAACAGUAAUUCCUUCACUCAGAGUUGGUUCUCUGAGAUCAGCAGCAGGUGGCGCUAACCCUCCAGUCACUCGCUGAAGACGAGAGAUGAUGGAGUUUCAAGAGUGCAGGACAAACAUCAAAGGAAGAACAUGAAUGUGUGAACAUGAUGGAAAGCGUCACACUGGGACAUCAUGUAUGACGAUGAUGUGUAAAUUCUUGUAUAUAUUUGUCUUAUCAUCUUGUUUUAUUUUUUUAUUGACAUUUAUUGUAUUUUA